Messenger RNA from Ambispora gerdemannii, 1044 nucleotides. Lineage: Eukaryota; Fungi; Glomeromycota; Glomeromycetes; Archaeosporales; Ambisporaceae. The record is from the annotation of a GenBank genome assembly.
AUGGACGUUGAUGACGAAAACAGUAACGGGGGCGGCAAUUCUGAAUCGGCAAACCGACCUGCGAUAGAGGUUAACGACGACAUGGAGGAAUAUGCUGGCAAGUUGCAAUAUCUUCUAAAAUGGGAAGUGUGGGUAAACGAGGAAGACGUUUAUGCAAAAGAAUUAAUUGAGGAGUAUUGGAAAAAACACUCGAAGACAAAAACCACAACAAAAAUUGAAGAAUUACAAGAAAGAAUUCAUAAGUUAGAAGCCGAAAACCAAAAACUGCGGGAACAACUAGGAAAUCGACCCAAAGAAAAUCCCUCCACAUCGGAUACACCAUCAUCACCAGAAGCCAUAGAUGUUGAUGGAACUUCUAAUGCCACACCGACUACCGCUACUGCUACUAACGCUAAAGAUCAAAAAGACGGAUUAACCUUUGUUAUGUGGAAUAAGAGAAAAGAAAAUUCAUUUCUUGGCACGCCAGAAAACUCUAAACGAGAAGUUGAUAACACGGGGACUCCUCAGACAAAGAAAAGAAUAAUUGAUGUCGAUAAAAUAUUUAACCUAUUAAAAGAAAUUAAAGUUGUUGAAAAUACACAGAUUUACAAAUAUGAACCGACAGUAAAUGGAUUCGAUCAAGCGAUAGAAUCAUUAAAUUUAUUACUCGAACUGAAAAGAAAAGGAUUCAAUCAAGCAAAAGAUACAUUCAUCAAUCUAAUUAAAAUUUAUGAGACAUUAGAGGUAGCGAAGCAAUCAUUCUCGUUGAAUGUAUGUUAUUUUAUUGCAUCACUCCUCGGCGAGUUGAAGAAACCGGGUCGCAUUUUCAAUAACAAUGAAAAUGAUAGAAGUUUGAUGAGCGAACUACGGUCUUGGUUCAAGUUCGCAGAGAGAAUUUACAUGAUCACGCGAAUAGUCCCAUUAGAUGAGUUCGCGGCGAGCUUCGGUCGUAAUAGAAAAUUAAUUUCGAUCUCAAGUUUCGAAAAAAUGAAGGACGAACAAUUCAACGAGUUAUAUAACAAGUUAAAUCAUGAUCCAUACGACAUCGACGACAUGAUAUUUUAA